Rosa rugosa (rugosa rose) is the source of this 636-nucleotide messenger RNA. Its product is annotated as histone H2B-like. Gene Ontology annotation, biological process: nucleosome assembly. Gene Ontology annotation, molecular function: DNA binding; protein heterodimerization activity; structural constituent of chromatin. The coding region runs from base 56 to 481 and encodes 141 amino acids. Gene Ontology annotation, cellular component: nucleosome. The transcript has a single exon. NCBI's taxonomy places the organism in Eukaryota, Viridiplantae, Streptophyta, Magnoliopsida, Rosales, Rosaceae. The record is from RefSeq and is a predicted model, not a curated record.
UCUUCCGUCUAAAAGUUUCAGUUUCGUUCCCAAAAAGAAACAGAGAGAAUUUCCGAUGGCGCCAAAGGCCGAGAAGAAGCCCGCCGAGAAGGCUCCCGCCGCAGAGAAGGCCCCCGCUGAGAAGAAGCCCAAGGCCGGCAAGAAGCUCCCCAAGGAGGCCGGAGCUGCCGCUGGAGACAAGAAGAAGAAGAGGAACAAGAAGAGCGUAGAGACCUACAAGAUCUACAUCUUCAAGGUCCUCAAGCAGGUCCACCCUGACAUCGGAAUCUCCAGCAAGGCCAUGGGCAUCAUGAACAGCUUCAUCAACGACAUCUUCGAGAAGCUCGCUCAGGAGUCGUCGAGGCUUGCGAGGUACAACAAGAAGCCGACGAUUACUUCUCGGGAGAUUCAGACUGCUGUGAGGCUUGUGCUUCCUGGUGAAUUGGCCAAGCACGCCGUUUCUGAGGGGACUAAGGCGGUGACCAAGUUCACUAGCUCUUGAGGGGUUGGGCUUUAACUGUGAUUUGGGGGAGAAAUUAGGGUUAGGGUUAGUUCUGAAAUUUCAAGUUUUAAUUUAUGGAUUAGCUGCUUUUAUCGAUGUAAGUACUGGUCUUGUUCUAGUGGUUUGAUGAAAUGAAAUUAUGUUUAUCUAGUUGA